CUUUAUCAAUCUGAAAGGAGGAUAACUAGCGCACCUCUUUCAUGUUCUUAAAUAGGCAGGGGGAGUAGGUUGAGGAGGCAGCAGUUGGCCAGUACGUUCGUCAUAGUGCUACUCGGCACAUGCCGCGCAGUGCGGAAUGGGGGAGCCAAUGGAUUUUGGAGAUUCGCAGUUUGUGUUCACUGACCGGGAGCUUAACGACUUACUAGGGGCAAUUGAGUCACAGCGGGCAGCAGGCGUCGAGGGAGAGCUGGAAGUCCCAGACUUCCUACGUUUGGAGGGCAAGGAACCUCUUGCCUUGCAGUUCCAGCCGCAUUACAGCAGAGGAAUCGAGCAAGCUCUUGACGCCUCUAGGGCUUGCGCGCUGGUGAAGGAGGAGAUGCAGUCGGUCAGCCAAUUAUCAACUGCCAUGGCGUCAACACAAGCCGAAAUACAUCAAAUUCAGCCGUCUUUUGUCGAUGAGACAUACAAUAUGGGACGGUCUUCUGGAAUACCAGCCACCCAUCUGUCGGGUCCAACCGCACUGAUGGCUCCCUUCAGCAGCGGCAUCCCCAGUCCGACUCUCGGAGUCGGCUAUUCGCCAUUUAUUUCCUCUGAUAUGGCCAAAUCAGUUAUUGUUCCACAGUCGCCGCGAAUUGUCCAAGCACAAGAGCAACUACCGGUGUUGCCGCAGCCGGCUACCUUGCCUCCAUCAUCAUCGCGACAGUCCUUGCCGUGCCCGAGCCGAGCUUCCGUCGCUGCUUCACGCCCCACUGCCCCGGAGGUACGAGCGGGAGCAGCCGGCAACAGCGGCGGCAACGCAGCCGGCCCCAGAGACGUUAGCGGCGGCAGCGGCGGCGGCGGUAGCGGCUCUGGCCACCAGAUCAGCCAUUCGACGGUUGAGAAGCAGCGGCGGGACCGCAUCAACUCACUCAUUGAUGAGCUCCGCGAGCUGGUGCCCCCGCAGCGCCCGCAGCUCCUGCGCUCCAACAACGGCCCUCUAGCAGCGGCAGGAGGAGGCGGAGGAGGAGGGGGACCAGCGGGAGGAGGAGCAGCAGCAGCAGGAGGUGUGGUCGCCCUGUGCGCAGAUGGUGGAGGUGGUGGUGGCGGUUGCCCCUGUGAGGCGGGUGGAGGUGGAGGUGGAGGUGUUCCCGAGUGCCGGCGACCCAAGCACGUGGUGCUGGCGGACACGAUUGCGCUGCUGAAGCACCUGCAGCGGAAGCUCCAGGUCAGCUCCGCCGCCCCGCAGGAGCAGCCGCCUCCCCCCGAGCAGCCGCAUGCAGCAGCAGCAGCAGCAGCAGCAGCGGACCGGCAGCAGCAGCGCGAGCAGGAGGAGGAGCGGGAGCGUAAUGAGAACCCGCACCAGCCUCAGCAGCGGCGGUCGCGGAGGGAUGGAAGCGGCGGAGCAAGGGAGGGAGGCGCGGCGGAGGAGGAUACUGCUCACAUGUGCACUGGGGGGCGGGAGGGAUCGAGCAGCCAGGAGGAGGCUGAGGAUGUUGAGAUGCUGAGUGGAGCUCCCCGCAUGCCGCAUAUCCCCUGCCAUGUGACGGAGAACGCGGGAGUAACUGUGGAGCGGGGACCCGACUGCUACUACGUGCAGGUCAAGUGUCGAGACCGCACGGGCCUGCUGUCUGACAUCAUCAACGCCCUCAGGCAGCUGCCGCUAGAGAUCCGCACCGCCUCCGUCACCACCACCAACGGCAUCGUGCGGGAUGUGUUUGAGGUGCGUCUGGAGGGCGGCGGGGGUGAGGCUGCUGCUGCAGGAGGAGGAGGAGGAGCAGGAGCAGGAGGAGGAGCAGCAGGAGGAGGAGGAGGGAUGCCAGAAGGCGCGAGGGGAGGAGGAGGUGCUGAAGGCCCAGUGGGCGCAAGCGGUGGCGGUCCUCCUCCUCCUCCUCCUCCUCCCUCCCUGGAGCCCGAAGACCUGCAGAACCACAUGCACUUCGCACUCUUCCAGCGACCACCGCCCCCUCCUCCGCCGCCUCCUUCGUCUCUACCUCCACCUCUAAUUCCUCUACCUGCUGCUUCUUCGCCGCCUCCGCAGCACCAGCACUUGCAGCAGCAGCAGCAGCUGCAGCACCCCUACCUGGGGCAGCAGCUGCCGUCAUGCGGGCAGUCGCCUCCCGGCUACAGCCUCCACCCGCCGCCGCCUCCGUACGUCAUAGCUCCGCCGCCGCAGCAGCAGCCGCUGCUGCGGCCACUGCAGCAGCAGCACCCCUACCUGCCGCCUCCGCCCCUCCCGCUGCUCCCACUGCUGGCACCCCACCAGCACCAGCAGCAGCAGCACCACCUUCUAC
Molecule: messenger RNA, 2270 nt
Organism: Astrephomene gubernaculifera
Lineage: Eukaryota; Viridiplantae; Chlorophyta; Chlorophyceae; Chlamydomonadales; Astrephomenaceae
Source: the annotation of a GenBank genome assembly